Molecule: messenger RNA, 363 nt
Organism: Ambispora leptoticha
Lineage: Eukaryota; Fungi; Glomeromycota; Glomeromycetes; Archaeosporales; Ambisporaceae
Source: the annotation of a GenBank genome assembly
AUGCAUAAACAAAUUUCCGCAAUUACUUUGAUCUAUGUUCUUCUUUUCGCGACAUUCAUUGCCGCAGCUCCACUAGAAUCAUAUAGCGGAAAACACAAUGGCAAGAGGAACAUUACAAGCUCUAAUGGCAAUGAGAAUGAUGGGAAUAUUAGUGGUAAUUUCGGUAUUGAAAACUAUAACGGAACUUAUGACGGCAUUCUCAACAAUGGUAGUUAUAACGAAAGUAUUAAAAGCAGACAUUAUAAUUGUUUAAAUGAAAGAGAUUAUAAUGAUUAUAACGAAGGUUACAAUGAUGCUUCAAUGCUGACGAUUGUAAUGGAAAUUAUAAAAGAUUUGAUAGUUUUAUGGAGGCAUAACUAUUGA